This is a messenger RNA of Vanessa atalanta (red admiral), 1628 nucleotides long. RefSeq names its product protein odr-4 homolog. The transcript has 7 exons. The coding region runs from base 88 to 1482 and encodes 464 amino acids. Gene Ontology annotation, cellular component: endomembrane system. NCBI's taxonomy places the organism in Eukaryota, Metazoa, Arthropoda, Insecta, Lepidoptera, Nymphalidae. Gene Ontology annotation, biological process: intracellular protein localization. The record is from RefSeq and is a predicted model, not a curated record.
UUGUCGAAUGUCGCCUGUCGCCACGACAUAACAAAAUAAAUAAAUGAUAGUAUCUUUUUAAAUAUAAAUAUCAUAUAAUUUUGCAAAAUGGUCAGGACUGUGUAUUCUCCCGAGCAUUGUCUUCAAUAUUUAGAGCAAUAUGCAACUCAAGAAAACUUUGUAUUAGGUUUAAUAUUAGGCCAGAUAACCGAUGCACGUGAAAAUAUAAUUCACUUAGCCCGUACACCCGACGACAAAACUGCUGAUACAGUUUCAGAGGAAACUUACGAUUCACAAAAAACGGAAUCCGUACGAAAUUUACUAGGAGUGUCAGAAGCAUGGGUUGCGGAUCAUGCAAAACAUGUAACACGUAUGUUACCAGGAGGAAUGUUUGUUCAAGGUAUUUUUAUCACAAGUGAUGAAGAUGUCUUUGAAGAUCCUAACCAUUUUAGUAAAAUUAAAGCUGUCCUCAAUUUCAUACAUAAAACUUUAAGUAGCAAUCAGUAUAUGUUUGGAAACUAUCCUCAUAUGAAUGAGAGACUCAUACUUCAUAUGUCUACUAGUACUAAAGUACUGACAUGUAAAAGUAUUGAGGUGGGGUCAAGUAAAACUAUGUCAAUGAAGCCAGUUGAGUGGAAAUUUUUGCCCAAGAUGCAGCAAUGGCAAAGACUAGACUGCUAUUAUGAAUUUGAUGAUGUUUAUCCAGUCAUUGUCAAGAAAAGUGGUAUAUCAGUAAAGCAACAAUUUCAGCAAAUACUGGAAGUUGCAUACAAAACAAUACAAUCAAGUGUGAUGUUUAUUGAUGGAGAGUUAAAAGAUGGUUCUGAUGCUUUGGAACAACUCAUAAAGAAAAAAAGACUAAAGAGUAGUACAAAGACUACACAAGAUGCUCCAAAAUCAAUGCAUGUUUCGUUAUUUGUGCCUUUUGAAAACAGCCUUCCAGAAACAGUAGAAUAUCUAGAAUGUGAUGGUAACAUACAUUUUAGUGGGGUUGUAUCCUCCAGUGUGUUUAUGUACCCAAAAGCAACAGUCAGUGAAGCUAUCGCUGCAGUUAAACAAGAUAUCAUCCGUUCCCUAGCUUCCCGUUUCACAAUGCAUUGUGAUGCUUUGAUUGACGAUAAUUUGUUGCCAGAAGAGAAAGUGUGUUUUAAUGAGCCUCCACGUCGAGUCUUGGUGCCUGUGGGUUCACUUUAUCUUUGUGACUAUCUCUUUCCUGGUGAAGCACCAGCUGAAGCCUUGUUGUCUGUUAAAGAGCUCCUCGACUUACAAAUUACUGAAGGCGAUGUAGUGUGUGAUGUUGAAACACCUGCAGAUACUUCCGAGUUUGACGCUUUGGAUCGCGAUACAAGCAGUGAAGAACUUCUGGCAACACCACAGGAAGCUAGUCAGUUCAUGUACAUCACCGGCAUUUGCUUUGCUAUGUUUGUCUUAAUAGUGUCGAUAUUCAUACAUUAUUAUGACGCAAUUGUACAAUUCAUGGGCAAACUACUCACAAGGUCUUGAAUUUGAAUUUAGUAUACUAAAUAUUAUAAGCCUUAUUUGUUAUUAUUUGUAAAAAAUUGUUUACUGACUACAUUAUUGAUGUAAUAAUAAUUUUAAAUAUAUAAAACAUGAUAUGCACCUGUUUUGUACAGACUUUGCUGUGUAAU